UCACUGCAUUUUUCCCAGACUGAGGCGUCCACGGACCCUCUGGCUCCUCUGCUUUCGUCAGUGACUUGGAGUGCUCUGAGAACUUUGUGAACUCUUUCAUGUUGGAGUGGGAAGGGAGAGGAAGGCGAGCAGUUGAUGGGACUGAGCCCGGCAGCAGCAGCAGGCUCCUCUGGAGACACAGCAUCGGUCGUGGACUCUCUCGCUGGAUACCCCCCCCCCCGUCUCUACUAGGUCAUGACCAGUCAACGCCUCAGCCUUCUGACCCCGCUGGCUCUGCUGGGACUCCUUUUAGGUUUUGCAGACCUCAGCCUGGGCUCUGUUGGUGAAGAUGAGGAUUACUACAUGCAGGAGCUGCUGACAAGAGAACAAUACAACCAGGUUCAAGUCCAGGAGAAGUCAUCCUUUUCUUCUUCACCCGAUGGGCAUGGACGCCCCAGACAAAACCCUGCCAAGAAAAUACCCAAAGAAAAGGCAGAAAGCAGCAAGAAGAAAGACAAACCAGUGGCUAAUGCAAAAUCAGUGAGUGCAGCCAACAAAAAGGCGGAGAAGAGCAAGAAGAGCAACCUGAAAAAUUCAAACAGUAUCGCAGAAGGGGAUGGACAAUAUGGCUCAAUAAAAGAGGGAUGCCCUCCCAUGGGACUGGAGACGCUGAAGAUUGAUGAUUUCCAGCUUCACGCUUCGUCUAUGAAGCGCUACGGCCUCGGUGCACACAGAGGUCGGCUUAACAUUCAGGCUGGACUUUAUGAAGAUGACCUGUAUGAUGGGGCCUGGUGUGCUGGCAGAGAUGACCCACUGCAGUGGCUUGAGCUGGAUGCCAGGAGGCUGACAAAGUUCACCGGGGUCAUCACACAAGGCAGGAGCUCCCUCUGGUCGAGCGAUUGGGUGACCUCAUACAAGGUUAUGGUGAGCAAUGACAGUCACACCUGGGUAACUCUUAAGAAUGGCUCAGAAGACAUGAUAUUCCCCGGCAACAGGGAGAAAGAGAUUCCCAUGCGGAACAUCUUCCUAACGCCUGUGGUUGCCCGAUACAUUCGAGUAAACCCUCGGUCCUGGUUUCACAGCGGCAGCAUCUGUAUGAGGGUGGAGAUCCUGGGCUGUCCUUUGCCAGAUCCAAACAACUAUUACCACAGACGCAAUGAAGUCAUUACUACCGAUGACUUGGACUUCAGGCAUCACAGCUACAAAGAAAUGAGGCAGCUAAUGAAGGUGGUUAAUGAAAUGUGCCCCAACAUCACUCGGAUAUAUAACAUCGGAAAAUCCCAGAGCGGCCUCAAGCUGUAUGCCAUAGAGAUCUCUGACAACCCGGGAGAUCAUGAAGUUGGUGAACCAGAGUUUCGUUACACAGCGGGUUCCCAUGGUAACGAGGUGCUAGGACGGGAGCUGUUACUCCUGCUGAUGCAGUUCAUGUGUCUGGAGUAUCUGUCCGGUAACCAGCGGAUACGUCACCUCGUAGAAGAGACCAGAAUCCAUCUCCUGCCAUCAGUCAACCCUGAUGGGUACGAGAAAGCCUUUGAAGUGGGUUCAGAGCUCGGCGGCUGGUCUCUGGGUCGAUGGAGCAAUGAUGGAAUAGACAUUCACCACAACUUCCCUGAUCUCAACACCAUUCUGUGGGAGGCUGAGGCCAAGAAGUGGAUUCCUCGCAAAAUGUUCAACCACUACGUGCCCAUCCCAGAGUGGUAUCAAGCUAAGAAUGCCUCUGUUGCCUUGGAGACGCGAUCUUUGAUAGCAUGGAUGGAGAAAAUUCCCUUUGUGCUGGGUGGUAACCUCCAGGGAGGGGAGCUGGUGGUGACCUUCCCGUAUGACAGAACCCGCUCCAUGGGGAUGACCAGGGAGCAGACUCCCACCCCGGAUGACCACGUCUUUCGCUGGCUGGCCUUCUCCUAUGCAUCCACCCACCGUCUGAUGACUGACGCUAGCCGACGCGUCUGUCACACAGAAGACUUUGCCAAGGAGGAUGGAACCAUCAAUGGAGCGUCCUGGCACACUGCAGCUGGCAGUAUGAAUGAUUUCAGCUAUUUGCACACCAACUGCUUUGAACUGUCGAUGCACGUGGGUUGUGACAAAUUCCCUCAUGAGAACGAGCUGCCGGAGGAGUGGGAGAACAAUCGCGAGUCUCUUCUAGUUUUCAUGGAGCAGGUGCAUCGUGGGAUAAAAGGUGUAGUCAGAGACCUGCAAGGUCGUGGAAUAGCUAAUGCUGUCAUCUCUGUGGAGGGCAUCACCCACGACGUUCGCACAGCUGCUGAUGGUGAUUAUUGGCGGUUGCUGAACCCCGGAGAGUACAGAGUAACAGCCAGGGCCGAGGGCUACAGCUUCGUGAGUAAGAAGUGCGAGGUUGGCUACGAGAUAGGAGCCACCAGGUGCAACUUCACCAUCGGCCGGACCAACUUGUCACGAAUCAGAGAGAUCAUGGAAAAGUUCAACAAGCAGCCCAUGAGACCGCCUGCGAGGCAGCUCCAAGCUCACAGGUCCAGAGAUAGACGUCUGGGAACAUAAUGACUCCAUGAAAAAGCCGGAGGAAGAAUUAAAAGCAAACAUCUGCUCUGAUCAGACUGAAGGCUAAGCCCGGGACCCGUGUCCGAAUCCUCCAGAGUGUUGUCGGUGGAAUUAGGGUUGGGAGACUAAAAUGUGGAAUAAUUUAAACAUUGCUUUAUUUGAUUUUUGGAUGAUUUCAUUUGGUUUUGUCCCUGGGUUUAUGCUUUUUAUGUUCACUGUUGAAAUCUCAUCUUUUCCUCAUAUCUGCAGUAAACAUUCUCAUAUUUCA
This is a messenger RNA of Cololabis saira (Pacific saury), 2761 nucleotides long. RefSeq names its product carboxypeptidase X (M14 family), member 2 (gene cpxm2). Gene Ontology annotation, biological process: proteolysis. The record is from RefSeq and is a predicted model, not a curated record. Gene Ontology annotation, molecular function: metallocarboxypeptidase activity; zinc ion binding. NCBI's taxonomy places the organism in Eukaryota, Metazoa, Chordata, Actinopteri, Beloniformes, Belonidae. Bases 235 to 2493 code for a protein of 752 amino acids. The transcript is spliced from 14 exons.